AUGGACUACACGGGACGAGCCGAGGCGGCGGCCGAGCAGAUGGGGCUGUUCCGGCGGGACUCGGGCGGCUGGCGGGGCUGCCGGCGCACGAGCGAGGUUUCGGUUUCCUGGAGACCCUCCACCGAGUUUGCUGGCAACCUGUACCGGGGAGAGGGGAUCGUGCCGGCCAGCCCCCGGGAUGUCUGGGAGUGCAUCAAGCCGGUGGCCGGCGGCCGCAGGACCAAGUGGGACCCAAACGUGAAGGACUUCGAGGUCAUCGAAGCCGUCAGCGAUACUGUCUCUGUGUGCAGAACCACAACCCCUUCAGCUUUCAUGAGGACUAUUUCACCAAGAGAAUUUGUGGAUGUGGUGCUAGUGAAGCAGUACGAAGAUGGGACGAUGCUCUCUGCUGCCACCAAUGUGGAACACCCACUGUGCCCUCCUCAACCAAAUUUCGUGAGAGGUUUUAAUUACCCCUGUGGCUGUUUCUGUGUACCUCUUCCAGGGGAACCCAACAGGACUCAGCUCCUCAGUUUCUUUCAGACUGAUCUUGGUGGCUUUCUUCCCCAGACGGUGGUUGAUUCCUUCUUUCCAGCUAGCAUUGCUGGAUUUUACAGCAAUCUGGGCAAAGCUGUUAAGGAAUUAAAAGCAUGACAAGACCAGUAGCUGACAUCACCAGCUGAGGAUAGGAAAAAAAAAUGGCAGCUUGAGGUUAAAAGUAGGAAGGUGGUCUUACAGGACUUUACUACCAGCAAAGAUAUUAAGGAAAGGUGAAAGGGAAACAACGGAUUGAGUAUAUUUUUAAAGCGGUAUUUUCUGCCUGUCUCUAUUCAAAGCAAUGCACUCUUUUUUAAUACAAUAUCCUUAAUUUUCAUAAUUAGAUAAAUAUCACACUAGAGGGUGGAAGAAUCCUGGAGGCAGCACUGCUGCCUGUCUGCAGGGAGAAGAUGCACGUUCUAGGUCUGUUUAUGGCCAUACUUGGUCAAUGUCAGUGAGGAGAAGCAUUGCUAAAACCCACUCAGCACUACAGCACUAGCCAGGUGCAGGCCAGCCCCGUUUGUUCUCUGAAGCUCUCUGCAGACUCCUCUGGAACAUUGUUCCUUCUUGAAAUGAAGUGGGAGCUCUUUUGCUGCCAGCACUCACAGAGCUGCUGAGAUGCUUUGGUGGGUCUAAAUGGUGAACACCAGAACAAACUGGACAAAUCCCACUUGUUUGUUCCAUCAGACUUCAGUACUGAUGGUAAAUAUGCCUUGAAGUGUUUUUUUCUAAAUUAAAUCUACCAGUGAAAGUCAAUUAAUAGGCCUGUGGGUUGGCAAUUAGACACUCUUCCUUUCUCCUCUCUUUACCAAAACCAGUCAUUUCCACAAUGUUGUGAAACAAACUACACUCGCAUAGUGACAAUAAAGAGGAUUAAGCACUUUACUUGCCUUUUUUUUUUAAAUGUACUUGAAAUUACCAUUUUUUAACUGCACUUGAAAGUUUUUCAGUCUCUUCUGGUGAGAGGUUUUAACGGGUAAGUAAUCUUUUCUGUAGUUUAGUCUUGACAGGUCAGGAGGACAUUGCAUUUUUUUAUUUUUUUUUUCCAAGCCUGGUUUGUCUCACAUGUCUUGGGAAAUCAUCUCCUGACCUUGUGUGCAGUGAUGUAUCCAGCUUUAGAAAAUCUUUGUGGUGCUGGUUACUGCAGGAAUGUCAAACAUUAGUGUGGAUUACAUAUAAUUGCAAAAGGAAAACUAAUAAGAUGUUUAAAUGCAGGUUAUGAUUUUAAUGCUGUAGUUCAAUUAUUUAACAAGGUUAAUGUGCUCUGCUUUCUGUCCCUGUAUUUGUUUUAAAUUUAGUAUAGGACAUGGAAUUGCACACAAGUUUUUCACUGUAAAUCUCACCCUAUGGAAUAGAUUUUUAAAGGAAGAAGGUUUUAAUCUAGUCUCCUAUGUGUACAAAGAUGUAAAAACUCUGGGAUUAAAUAAAUAUUUUCCUGCUACA
Molecule: messenger RNA, 1959 nt
Organism: Apus apus (common swift)
Lineage: Eukaryota; Metazoa; Chordata; Aves; Apodiformes; Apodidae
Gene: STARD5
Product: StAR related lipid transfer domain containing 5
Exons: 6
Coding region: 1-633 (210 amino acids)
Molecular function (GO): lipid binding
Source: RefSeq, a predicted model, not a curated record